AUGACAUUUGGCCAUUCCAAAGCCACCGUAAUAACAGUUGCAUUCUUUAUUCCAGACGAACCCCGUUUGCGCUCCGGCGGCUGGGAAGAGCCCACGACGCCAUGUGAUCAUCACAACCACCACCCUCACCCCCCACACCCCCGUGUUGCACCACCUUUGGCGCACACGCGCAGUCUGCAACACACGAUAUCGCAACGUAGCUCAGAAGACAGCUGGUGUUCUGGAUCGGAGCCGGACCUGUCUUCGGACGAGGAGAGCGACCGCAGCGCCACCAGCAGCAAUCGAUCAAAUGGUCAACUGCGCAACACGCUGAACAAAGCGCGGACGUUGUGCGACAAGUGGCGCGGAGGGCAGAACGGUGGGGGCGGCGGCGGCAGCCCCACUUCCGGCGCAUCUGCCGCCGCCCACAACCGGCUGUCGCUGGACGGCGGUUCGGUGCUGCCCGGCGACACGUCGCCCCAAAAUCAAGGAAGGCUGUCCAGGUGGUUCUCGAUACGCAGGGGCAGCAACCAUCAGUAUGACAUCGAGAACGCCCAGGGGGAUGGCGUACAACGGACGCCGCAGCAUCAGGGGGGCGGAAAGAUGCCCUUGCUGCCCGAGGUUGAAGAAGAAGCAGCUUUCCACUUUCCCCCGUGCACCUCCUCCCAAAGAAGGCAGUUGCCUCCAACUCUACCCCCACCACCUCAGAAUUUGACCCCACAACAGUUAAAGAGGAGGAUGAUCGUAGCUGCGAUUGUACAUAGUGAAAAUUCGUAUAUAGCUACUCUUCAAAGGCUAGUAAAUGAUUAUAAGAAACCGCUAGAAGAAAGCAACCCGCCAGUGUUAAGUAGUUCCAAGAUCCAAACGUUGUUCCACCGACUGCCCGAGAUACUGCAGUGCCAUACCUUGUUCCGGAUAGCUCUAGCUGAAUGCGUCAGAAAUUGGGACCGAGACGAAAGGAUAGGAGACGUAUUUGUGGCCUCCUUUUCCAAAGCUAUCGUCCUGGAUAUCUAUAGCGGCUUCAUCAACAAUUUUUCUGUUGCCAUGGACCUUGCGAAGAUGGAGGCUAAGAGAAAAUCUGCCCUGGCUGACUUUCUGAAGGUGAAACAGAUCAGUUCACAUGAUCGGUUAUCAUUCUUCGGAUUGAUGGUGAAGCCAGUUCAGAGGUUUCCGCAGUUCAUCUUGUUUUUACAGGAUUUAUUGAAACACACGCCCCAGGGCCACCACGACAGGAUGUCUCUGCAGCUAGCAUUGACGCAGCUCGAAUCGUUAGCGGAAAUGUUGAACGAAAGGAAAAGGGAAGCCGAGCAGUAUCAGGCAUUCAAGGAGAUGCUUCGAAAUAUCAGCGGCAAAUUUUCAGCUAGACCUUUGUCUGAUAGUAAUAGAUAUCUACUCAGGGAAGACAACGUCACACAGCUGGAAUACAGCCAAACCGGCCUAAUAACAAAAACAAAGAGCAGAAGACUGUUGCUACUCAACGACCUGGUGGUGUGCGUGUCAGUCGCCUCAAAAUCCUCCGAUGAUUUCGGAGCCAGUGAGAGACUGAGCCUCAAAUGGACCCACCCUGUGUCCGAGAUUGAGAUCCAGGACGCCAGCACUUCGCCCACGCUCAGUAGGAUAUUGACCUCGAGCUACCCCAAAGGAGGCAGCGUCAAGUCGAAUGGAUCUUUUGAGGGUACUCCUCCUCAAGACGCGAACAAUCUGUGCGUCGAGAUGAGCAAUCUGAUGCACGAUUACGAGGUGUUGAGCAGGAUAAGCGAUUUGGCGAGUCAGCUAAAAGGUCAAUACAAAGACAUAAACCUGGAAAACGCCAGGCGUAUCCUGCACCAGAUCCAGAGCUCUAUCCAGCAAAAGGACGAGGAGAUGGCUUGGGUGGACUCGUGCUGUCUCCAAUUGCUGGUAAAAUCCAAGGGCAAAGAGGAAACCUUCACCUUCCAAACGGACAAUCCUUCCGUAAAGAAAGAGUGGAUAACGGAGCUGAGGCUGGCUCAACUGGCGUUAGAUCCGAAUAAUUCGCCCGCCUGGGAAGUACCUGAGCAGGAGCAGAGGCCGUCGACGAAGAUGCCGCUGUUUGUCAAGUCGCAGACUGUAUACCGGUCACAGCAUCAAACAGAGGUGCGCUGUGGAUGCUACUACACUGUGACUGUCCCGAAAACGGCAAGACGUCGGCAUCGCGUCCAAAAUUACCUCUGGGUGUGCACUUCAGACGGCGCUAGCAGUCACAUCUCUAUUCUGGCUCAACAUCAUCAACAGGCCGGCGUUCUCAAGGAUCUCACGUCGUUUUCUUUGGUGGAAACUCAAGUCACCGCGAUGGAGUUCGUCAAGGGUUGUCCGUCACCCUGUCCUUCCCUGGCCUCGGACACAGUCUGGAUCGGUACGGACAGGCACAAACUCCUGAUCUACGCCGGUGACGAGCCCGAAAAACAGGAGCAAGUCGCCGAGGCUAUCGUGUCGGACACCGUGACGCACAUCAAGUACCAUUGUGAUAAUGUUUUCGUGGCCUUGGCCAAUGGGACCAUGUGUAUCUACAGGCGGAACGGUCUGGACGGGGCAUGCAUCCAACACGAGAACUUCGGCAACGUCCACGUGAUGGCGCACAGCGGUAUCGGACUGUGGAUAUCGCAGAAAAACUCCAGCACCAUUUGUCUUUACCACACCGAGACGUUCAAGCAUCUACAGGAUAUAAACAUCGCAUCUAUCGUCAUGAGGGUUAACGGGAUGUCAGGUCCACGCGACUCUAUGAACAACACUCGGCCCGCAGUAUUCGUCACUUCCUUGUUAGCUUGCAAAGGCCUGCUGUGGGUUGGAACGAACGUGGGAAGAACCCUGACCAUCCCAUUGCCCAGGCUAGAAGGCGUUCCGAUCAUCAGCGGACGCGUCAACAUCUCAUAUCAUGCGCACUUUGGACCAAUCACGUUCCUGUUGGCUUUGCAACCAAAGAAUUAUGGAAAUGUCUGCGUUAAGAGUAGCGUGAAAGAUACUAAACCGGAAUCCAAAACGGAGCCCGAGAGCAUGGAAAGCAGUUUCGUGGAAAGCAAAGAGGAGAACGUCACGCUCAGGCCAAAGAUGGAGAAACAGCUGUCGGACAGUUCGAUGCACAACGUCAGCAACAAGCUGAAAUAUUUGACCAACAGCCCGGUGGCCUUGAGGAAAAGGAGGUCCAAGGAGAACGAUUUGGCCAGGUUGUCAAAGACUCUACCUCGAGGGUUUGGCAAUGGCGGUUCUAUAUUCUCCACAUCGAGCACAUCUUCUCAAAGUUCUGGAGACACGAAUAACGUGUACGGUCUCUACAGCGACUUGAUGUACAUCAAGGAUUACGAACGCGAAGAGAACAUUCUGACCGACCCCGUAUACGAGUCUCUGAGACGCAGCGAUCCAGAAUUGGCAGCCAUUCCGAACAAAGUCAGCACUCUAGAUAGACGGCUCAGGAUGAAGGUGUCCAGGCCUAGGUCGCUGGAUUUAUCGAACUGGUCCGUCGACUCAAGGUCUUCAAGCCUGUGCACCUCUUCAGGCUCAGAGGAGAGCAUGGCAGUCCGACUAGGCCGCAGCAUCUCGCGCAACAACUCGAACGCGUCAAGACAGUUGAACGGCGUUUGCGAGAGCGUCUCGGAACAAGAAACCCCAGAGAAGACUCCCACCAACAAUGUGAAUAAGCAAAACACGAAAACGUUGAGCAAAGCAAAACGGGCACUUUCGAUAACGGCCGAAGGACUAUUAUAACGCUUAUGGGCGGUAGAGGUUAUGUGAAUUACAGGCAACCGUGUUGCGCGGCGGACAAGUCAAAGACAGGUUUUGCAGGUGUUGAAGUGAACUGUAACGACGCUCAUAUUGUUAUUUGGGAGCUGAAAUUGUGAUCAGAUUAGAAACGGCGUUUGUGUUAGGCGUUUUUGUUUAGGGUACUUCUCGUGACCGUGAACGUUUGGCGUGCUGUGAAGUAUACGUAUGCAACGUCAAAAAGGUCGAUUGGUACCGGUAAAAUGUAAUAAUGACCGGCAGAAGAUAUUUAGGAUGCAAUGCUUGGGAGAAAGUUCUUCAAAAGCUUCUGAAAGCAAAGGAUGCAAUAAGGAAGCAUUCAAUUGAUAUUUUUGAUCAAUAUGACAAAAAUUUAGAACUACCUAGUCUGAAAUUACUACUAAAGACCUGCAUGUUAACUUCCCCCAAUGUUUCUCUUUAAAAUCAUCCCGCAAUACUGGCACUAAUAGAUCCCUGAAAUCCUACACAUCCAACACUAUAUAACAUACUCUUUUUUAUUGUUUCGGUCAGUUGAUAUCGUUGCAAUUAUCAUCACAGCUGAACCAGAAAGCACAAAGUCUAAUAAGUUUGACGUAUAAACUUAAUAUCUUGUCAAUAUCUAUCAAGACCACUUGUUUUGGGGGCCUGGGUAGACCCGAGGCUCGCGAGCUCGUAUUUCGAGUCAUGGAUGUUGUGUUGUGUGUUGUCUAUAUCACGCACCACAUUGAUGCAAGAUCAACAUAGGUACAUCACAUUGCUGGAGCUGGUUUAUUCAAUAAUCAGUUACCAGUAAUUGGCUUGAUAAGUAGUACGGUGUUGGUAAAUAGGGUCAAAUGAGGCAUAAUUGUCAGACUUUGCCUUGUUUUACUGUCAACUGUUUCAUCGGCAACUUUGACCACCUACCAAACGUUUUUCUUCCAGUGUAUUUUCUGUCAGUCAUUCUUACAAUUUUCGAGAUUGUUUUCAACCAAGCGAACUGUUAAUAAGGUACUUCAGAGUAGCGCAAAUUUCGUGGAUCUCGAGCUUUUUUACGCUUGUGGAGUUGUGAAGAACAAAAUCAUUGGGAUGCACGUUGAGCAUGUGAAUUUAGGCUUUAUCUAAUUACACGACAAAAAAUCACAAUUUUUGUAAUAAAAACAGUUUGUAGUGGUAUUGAGGGUAGUAUUCUCAGUCGCUCCAAUUUGCCUUCUUACCUCUUAGCAAUGGCCUCCCUGUUUUUCUUAGUUUUUUCUCUUCUUUAGGAAACCAAACAUCAACCUAGUUUUUGCCUUCUCAAAAGAGAGAAAAAAAUGGAAGCCAUUCUUUAAUAAGGCGUUCUUCGAGGUAUGAAAAAAUAGGAGCAACCUUGUUGGAAUUUGAAUACAAACUUGUUCUUUAAUCUCACGUCAUGUUUGGUGAUUUCAAAAACAUCAAACUACUUUGCUACACAUUCUUUCAAAAUACGCUAUAAAUUGCACAUUGUUGAUUUUUCAUCCUACGUAGAGUGAUUUUAAAGAAAAGGAUUACUUACAGAUUUUGUAAUUAUAGAUGUUUUAAAAAUGAUUCUUGUGAUAAUUGAAGUUUCCGUACGCCUUAGAAAAAUAAUCGUAUUAUUGUUAUACUAUUGCCAGUAAUGUUUCAUAUUUUAUCCUGUUGUAAUACCUUAAAAAUUUAUUAAUAUACAUAAAAACAGUUCAACAUUUACCAAUAAUUUAGGACAAAUUGUGCGGUGUUUUUAAGAGAUUUGGUGCUUAAAAUAUUGCAAUUACAUAUUUGGAGUAAUUUAUUUUUUGAAAGUGGCAAACUACAUAUGUGUGAGAUAAGGUAGAUAAAACUCUAUCCGUGCUAAAAUUGCACUUGAAGCAACUUCACAAGCGUUUUUGUUUUACAGACACGCACUUAACUGUUUAGAUUGUUUUUUAUGUCAUUUUUGUAUGUUUUGCAACAGAUAAAGAACAUAAUUUCAUAUUCAUAGUAUCUAUAUGACGAUAAUCUACAAUCAAGCAGCAUACAGUUCUGCGACUUGAAAAUCAAAGGAAAAAAUAUGUCAAUUUAUUUCAGUUUUCUGAGAUGCUGUUGGACGAUUGUCAUUGUAUGGGUCCUCCAUAUACCAAAAUAAAAAUGUGUCUUUUAGAUUUGUGUUUUCUAGUGUUUAAAAAAUGGCUGUCGAGUGGUCCUACCAUUUCUUAAAAAAGUAUAUGUAUUUUACAUAGCAUAUUAUAAUGAUAAAUGUCAAUAUUUUUAUGAAACUCAAUUUUUAAGAAGUUUUCUAAGUUUAUAUUUUUUAAUUUAUUCCCCUCUGGCAUUACGAUUUAUUUAUUCGAACCAAUGCGAAAAAAAAAACACAUCUGUAGCCUUUCUAUGAACUUUUGUAUAUUUUAUAUUCAAAUCUCUGAACGUUAUUUUUUCUAAUAGUAUGCAUGUUAUCUGUAAAAUAUUCUUGUUCACUGUACUAUAUCCAGAGCAUCUAUAAAAUAAAGAGUAUACAAACU
Molecule: messenger RNA, 6182 nt
Organism: Acanthoscelides obtectus
Lineage: Eukaryota; Metazoa; Arthropoda; Insecta; Coleoptera; Chrysomelidae
Source: the annotation of a GenBank genome assembly